This is a messenger RNA of Leptonychotes weddellii (Weddell seal), 1840 nucleotides long. NCBI's taxonomy places the organism in Eukaryota, Metazoa, Chordata, Mammalia, Carnivora, Phocidae. The record is from RefSeq and is a predicted model, not a curated record.
GCGACCACAGGCUGGUUCGUGCAGGCUGUCCUUCUCCCUCAAAACCGUGCAUCCCCUCCCCGAAGCAGCCGGCACUGUGCCUCUAUUCAGCCACGUUUGGUAUGCAUGAGCACGGCUGCAGGGAGAGGGGAGGUGGCUUUCUUAAGAAGGUUCCGUGGCUCAGGCAACGCCACUUGACUAAUCUCCCAAGUUCCAGGAAGCCUCUGCCGUGAUGGAAUUUGCAGGUGUGGAGAUGACCAUGGGAUGCCAAGGCAGUGGGGGACCGUUUAUUUUCUAGGCAUUGCUCAGGUUUGCAGUUUUUGGUUUUCCCGGUGGAAUUUGGAAGGGGUCAUGAAUCAAACUGAUGCUCCUCGUCCCCUAAACUGGACCAUCCGGAAGCUGUGCCACGCAGCCUUUCUCCCAUCUGUCAGACUUCUUAAGGCUCAGAAAUCCUGGAUAGAAAGAGCAUUUUAUAAAAGAGAAUGUGUUCACAUCAUACCCAGCACCAAAGACCCCCAUAGGUGUUGCUGUGGGCGUCUGAUCGGCCAGCAUGUGGGCCUCACUCCCAGUAUCUCCGUUCUUCAGAAUGAGAAAAAUGAGAGUCGCCUCUCCCGAAAUGACAUCCAGUCCGAGAAGUGGUCCAUCAGCAAGCACACUCAACUCAGCCCGACGGAUGCUUUUGGGACCAUUGAGUUCCAAGGAGGUGGCCAUUCCAACAAAGCCAUGUAUGUGCGAGUAUCCUUUGAUACAAAACCUGAUCUCCUUCUGCACCUGAUGACCAAGGAAUGGCAGCUGGAGCUUCCCAAGCUUCUCAUCUCCGUGCACGGGGGCCUACAGAACUUUGAACUCCAACCAAAACUCAAGCAAGUCUUUGGGAAGGGUCUCAUCAAAGCGGCCAUGACGACUGGAGCGUGGAUAUUCACAGGAGGGGUUAACACAGGUGUUAUUCGCCAUGUUGGAGAUGCCUUAAAGGACCAUGCAUCCAAGUCUCGAGGGAAGAUAUGUACCAUAGGCAUCGCCCCCUGGGGAAUUGUGGAAAACCAAGAGGACCUGAUUGGAAGAGAUGUUGUCCGGCCAUAUCAGACCAUGUCCAAUCCCAUGAGCAAGCUCACUGUUCUCAACAGCAUGCAUUCCCACUUCAUUCUGGCCGACAACGGGACCACCGGGAAAUAUGGAGCCGAAGUGAAGCUGAGGAGACAACUGGAAAAGCAUAUUUCUCUCCAGAAGAUAAACACAAGAUGCCUGCCGUUUUUCUCUCUUGACUCCCGCUUGUUUUAUUCAUUUUGGGGUAGUUGCCAAUUAGACCCAAUUGUUUCUCCUUCCAUCAUGCAUGUGGAUCUUCUGCUCCACCCAUUCCAAGCUACUUGCAGUUUCCUAUAAAUGACAUAGUGACAUACCUCGUCAGAUGUGUAUUCCUCCUGUUUUGACAUUUGCUGAAAUUGCAACCUCUUCCAACUCUAGUUAUUGACAGAAAGCUACAUUCCAAGCCUCAUCUUCAAAAUCUUCUCUUCUGUGGAAUCUUAUCAUAACACACACACGCGCGUGCGUGCACGCACGCACACUGUGAUUCUUGUAGGCUCAAUUAUUUGCCCCAUAACUCCUGUUGCCACAGUGCCCUGUGUAAGUCUCUGUGUAAGAGGCUCUGUCUCACAGUGCCCUGUGUAAGUCUCUGUGUAAGAGGCUCUGUCUCUUCCGGCAGAGUGCUUAUCUGUCUGCCUGCACCGUCCCCUCCGUCACCUGUAGAUUGUGAGCUCCUUGCGAGCAGAGCCUGAGUCCUACUCAUCUUUGUCAUCCGGCAACCCUAGCACAGUGCCUGGUAUGUGCAGGUAGGUGCUCAAUAAAUGUUUAUUGUAAACAUCAA